Molecule: messenger RNA, 525 nt
Organism: Penicillium taxi
Lineage: Eukaryota; Fungi; Ascomycota; Eurotiomycetes; Eurotiales; Aspergillaceae
Product: GNAT family N-acetyltransferase
Exons: 2
Coding region: 1-525 (174 amino acids)
Biological process (GO): protein acetylation
Molecular function (GO): N-acetyltransferase activity
Source: RefSeq, a predicted model, not a curated record
AUGGCCAACCCUACUAUUCGAUUCGCUACACCGGAAGACGUUCCAAUCAUCCUCCAAUUUAUCCGCGAACUGGCCGACUACGAAAAAGCCCUGCACGAAGUCGAAGCCACGGAGGAAUCUCUUCUAGCCACUCUAUCAUUCCCCGGCUUCCCGGAUACCGCGCCUAAACGGGGCUCUGUCUACACAGCCCUAGUUACCCCGGCGCCGACUCCGGAAGCUCCCGAGCCCAUUCCAGUCGGUAUGGCUCUCUACUUCUAUAAUUACUCCACUUGGCGCUCCGCGCCAGGGAUCUACCUAGAAGACCUUUACGUGCAGCCUAGUGCGCGUAGCCAUGGUUAUGGAUUCAAAUUGCUCAAGUUCUUGGCAAAGCAGACUCUUGAGAUUGGUGGACGUCGAUUGGAGUGGAGUGUCCUUAACUGGAAUCAGCCUAGUAUUCAAUUUUAUAAACAGGUUGGAGCGAAGGCGAAGGAUGAAUGGACUGGAAUGGUCAUGGAAGGUGAUGCUUUGCAUCGGCUGGCGGAGUAG